Molecule: messenger RNA, 2409 nt
Organism: Aethina tumida (small hive beetle)
Lineage: Eukaryota; Metazoa; Arthropoda; Insecta; Coleoptera; Nitidulidae
Gene: CPT2
Product: carnitine O-palmitoyltransferase 2, mitochondrial
Exons: 6
Coding region: 194-2149 (651 amino acids)
Biological process (GO): fatty acid beta-oxidation
Cellular component (GO): mitochondrion
Molecular function (GO): carnitine O-palmitoyltransferase activity
Source: RefSeq, a predicted model, not a curated record
AUGGUACCGGUCUACGAAAGCCUGUCAAAAUUUCGCAGACACUGCGUUAUGUUUUGAAGGCUGUAGUUUUUAAGUAGUUGAUUUAGUUAAAUUAGCUUAUAAAUUAGAUUAAUAGUCAUCCAUACUGAAAUGUGAUAGUGUUCAUCUAAUCGCAGAUAGUUUCAAACAUUUAAGUUCGUCAAUCAUUUCCACCAUGCGUAUCUUACGUUACACCCACAACAGCCCUAGGGCAAUGUACAAAAUGCUAAAAACUAAAAUAAUCUCGAACGAAUACGGCGAAUAUCAAUUCUUGCAACAAAGCAAAAUUCCAACGAUGCAUUUCCAAGCUUCACUACCCAGAUUGCCCAUACCCAAGCUCGAACUGACCUGCGAAAGAUACUUGGCAGCCCAAAAACCGCUGCUAAUCGACGAAGCGUACGGCAAAACCGAAUUCAAUGUUAAGCAGUUCAAAAAGGACAUGGGCAAGUACUUGCAGGAAAAGCUGAUCGAAUAUGACAAAGAAAACAAGUUCACCAGCUACAUAUCCGAGUAUUGGUUCGACAUGUAUUUGCGCGACAGGAAACCGUUGCCUAUUAACUACAACCCCAUGUUGGUCGUCCACAAUGACCCCAGACCCGAGUACAACAGUCAAUUAGUCAGAACCACCAAUAUGAUCAUAAGUUCCUUGCGCUUCUACAAGUCGCUUAAGGCCGGCCUGUUGGAGCCUGAAGUCUUCCAUUUGAACGCCAAAAAGAGCGACACCGACACGUUCCGCAACGUGUGCAGCUUGUUGCCCGAAACUGUGUCCUGGUACGGUGCCUACUUGAUGAAGGCCUACCCCUUGGACAUGAGUCAAUAUCCUAGCCUGUUCAAUACUACCAGAAUCCCGGAGACUGACAAGGACAGGCUUUUCAAUAACCCAGAGGGAAAGCACAUCACAGUGCAGCACAAGGGCCACUUCUACGCGUUCAAGGUGUUGUCCAACGACAACGACAUCUUGCCCCCGGAUCAGAUAUUGGCCAGAUUGAAGUACGUACUGGAGGAUACCGUGGAAACAUGCGAGUUUCCUGUCGGCAUCCUGACAACAAUGGAACGAGAUCAAUGGGCUACAAUUAGGCAUAAUUUAGCUGAGGAUGGCAAUGAUGCUCAUUUAAAGUUGAUUGAUUCUGCUUUGUUCAAUGUGUGCUUGGAUGACAUUGCUGUUGGGGACGAUCCUUAUUUAGUUGUCAGGAAUUUCCUUCAUGGUGAUGGAACCAAUAGAUGGUUUGAUAAGUCGAUCUCAUUGCAAGUGAGCAAGGAUGGAUGCGCCGCUGUCAACUUCGAACAUUCCUGGGGAGAUGGUGUCGCUGUCCUACGUUACGUCCAGGACAUCUACAAGGAUUCUUUGGACAAUCCUAGGGUCAGCUGCGACACCAAACCGUACGAUGACGACAUCAAAAACGUUAUACGCUUAGAUUUCAAUUUAACGGACUCCUGCAAGAUGAGUAUCGCCCAAGCCAAAGAGGAUUAUAAGAAGACGACCAAGGCACUGGAUAUUGAUUAUUUGAUUUUUGAUAAGAUUGGAAAGAAUGCUUGCAAGAAGCAAUCUCUUAGUCCUGAUGCUGUCAUGCAGCUUGGUUUCCAAGUUGGCUACCAUAGAUUGACCGGCAAAUUCGUGCCCACCUACGAAUCCUGCAGCACUGCCGCCUUUAAGCAUGGCAGAACUGAGACUGUACGUUCCUGCACUUCUGCCACUAAAGCGUUCUGUCUGGCCAUCAACGGGGAACAAAAGGCCAGCCCCGCCGAACUGGAGGGCUUGAUCGCCGAGUGCUCGAGGGUGCAUAGCCAGCUAACCAGGGAGGCCGCAAUGGGCCAGGGAUUCGACCGUCACCUAUUCGCUUUGCGCAAGAUCGCCGAUCGCAAGAACAUCAGAUGCAACAUUUUUGACGACAAGGAUUUCGAAUAUUUGAACCACAUCAUCCUUUCUACCAGCACCCUUAAUUCACCAGCAGUUUUCGCUGGUGGUUUCGGGCCGGUCGUCAAGGAUGGUCUGGGAGUCGGGUAUAUUAUUAAGGAUGAUUCCCUGGGGGUGUUGGUCACUAGCUAUCCUCCCUAUCAGAGCGGGUCCGACUUCAUUUAUUCCUUGCGGGAUACUUUCGAUGACAUUCUGGAUGUUAUUACUAGGGAUUAAUUUAACGAAAAAGUAUUUUUCUAUCUGUAUUAAAUUUGAUGUGUUUCUCCAUUUAAAUCAAUUGCGGUGGGGGAAAUUGUUUAAAACGAUGUUAAGUCAUCAACUCAAUUGUAUUUAUUGCCUUCCAGGUAUGUUGUGCCUUUUAUUGUAAAAUUUAAAGGUGCUUGCAAUCAAUAAAGUUAAUUAUUCAAAGUUUACUGAGGUUCAUAUUGACAUGUUUUUAUAUAUUUCUAUUUUAAAUAAAAAAUCCGUUGACAGUU